AUGCUCCGAUCAAUGCAUAUUGAUCGUACCUCCAAUAUUCUGGGGAAGGAUGAGUGCCAUGGUGAUGUGAGUGAAAGAUGUAAUUGCACAUGAAGAUGAACUUUUUGAAAUAUGGCAAUCCUAGGCAGUAGGUACUUGCAGCUGGUUUCACUCUCAAGGCACCAUUCUGUGACUAGUUCUGGCUGGUGGACCAUAAGGGUUUGGUGAACAAAAAAGUCUAUUCUGCAAGGCGGAAGACUGCCCAAUCCUGAUUUAAGGCCAUAGAACAACGAACAGGUUAAAAGGGGCCUCAAUGUAACAGCAAGAGGAUAAUUCUAUAACUGAAAUCAUCUCAUACACAAAAAAACCUCUUUGACAAACCAGAUUGUCUAAAAUAAUAAUCAUUCAGUGUUGGGUUUAGGUGGGCCUUUUGAGGGUGGCAGGGAUUCGCCAAUGUUGCUACAACAACAAAAAAUGUCCAGCUCCUUAUGGAUGCCCACCAUAUUUUAAUUAUGUAACUGGGAUAGCUCAAUCAGUAGAGCAUGAGAUUCUUAAUCUCAGGGUUGUGAGUUCAAGCCCCAUGUAGGCCAAAAGAUUCCUGAAUUGCAGGGGGGUUGGACUUAGAUGACUUUCGUGGUCCCUUCCAACUCUACAAUUGUAUGAUGUACGUAUGAAAAUGGUCUUUUCUUGCAGCAUAGAGCAAUCCUAAGCAUAUUUACUGACAGCCCUCUUAUUAGUAUUAGUUUCUCAUUAACAUGUAGACAAGUUGAGCAAGUCUGUUCAGUCACCAUAAAGGGCAGCAAACAGAUGCUGAGCAUACAGAAUUCUACCAACAUGAUGGCAAAACUUAAGUGAGUCACGCAAGGAUGGCCCCUUUCCACCUGGUUCUGUUUCAUUCAUUGAUAGCAGUACAAUACCAGGGGAAGGAGUCACUGAGCCUUGUGAGACAGUUCAUUGCUGAUACAGUAUAUUACAGAAUUCACCAGAUAUAUUACUACUGAACAUUUGUGUGUAUGCGUACACACAAUGUGCCCCACAUAAGUUAUCUCAGCAAUCUUUAAAUAUUCCCUUGAAAGUAGGUCAAUAUUAUUUCAGUUGGAGUGUCUAUGUGUGUUAUGGUUGAGGGGUGGGAUAAAGGUUCCUUCAUUAAUCAACUGCUGGGGCAAGAUUUCAGCUGGGAUUUCCUAGCUGUUACCUUAUAAUCAUUAUGCUCCUAUUAGUUUGAUCUAAGCUAUUUAUAUAAUGCCUUCCAUCAGAAUUUUACAAAGCAGUUUACAUAAAAGAACUAAAUUAAUAAGCUUCCACUUAUAUAUAUAUAUACAAUAAAGCUCCAUAGAUAAGCUACAAGCAACAGCAAAGACCCAAAACCUUUUUUGAAAGGUAGAUCUAGAUCACCAAAUUCAAGUUUAUCAUUGGCUAUUAUUCAUGAUCAGUAUCAGAAGCUGCUUCCGGAACGUUUACUGUGGCUGCAUACAAGAUUUUUGCAGCACCCACACAUUUUUGCUAUUUAGUCCAGAUUUACACUUUUGAAGAAAAAUCCCAUAAUUAAAAACAAAACACCUGUUGCCAAUGUCCAAAUUGUGAUAUCUCAACGACCUGUUUGCAAUAUUAACACCCCCCCCCUCAAUCUGGAAGCAAAUAAAUAUCUGUUGCUAGGAAAAAUAAUCAGGAAAGUGUUAGUGCAGACUUCCUCAACCUCGGCCCUCCAGAUGUUUUGAGACUACAAUUCCCACCAUCCCUGACCACUGGUCCUGCUAGCUAGGGAUCAUGGGAGUUGUAGGCCAAAAAAAUCUGGAGGGCCGAGGUUGAGGAAGCCUGUGCUAAUAUAUUCAUGCCCUGCUUGUUGGCUUCUCAGACUGUAAUUUCCCAGUGUUUCAUACCACUGCUGCUUACCCAGGAGGAAGGGGCAGGGCAGAGCUUGCUGCUGGUGCAGUGGCAGAGACAAUCUGAUGCCAUACUCGCACCACACCAAGCUCAGCUCCUCUCACCCCUUUCAGAAACCAUCUGCAACAUGCAGCACUGGGAAGUCAGGUCAGCAGUGCGUCCCUGUCUGCACUACCAAUCACUAUUGCCCCCAGAGGCAACUGGUUGGCCACUGGGUGGGUUUCUGGUCAGAUCAAUCAGGGUUUUCCCUACAUUUUUAUGUUCUUAACACUCCAGCCCUCAGAACAGGGUGGCUCUUGAGUAGCCCUGUGGUGGCAGUUUGGAGAAAAAGGCCACCUCACCGGGAGCUAUGUGCUGGGAAGCUCAUGAGUUGUUCUGACUUAACUUUCUCGUCCCCUCAGGACAAAGUGGUCCUCAGGUAGCCCUUUGGUGGCAGUCAGGGCAUGUGGCCCUCAAGCUAAAAACAUGUCCCCACCUAUGCUUGGAAAGCAUGUGUAAGGUAGUGUCAGCAACAGGAAGUGACAAGUGUUCCCUAAGAGAUUUUAAAUAUCAGAGACUCAACAGGGACUUUAAUGGACUUGGACUUUAGGACUAUUCAUUGAUUAAAAAAACUGGAUCAAAGGGAAGAAAUAUCGGACAUGUAACAGUCAGACACAAAAAGUUUAAAGAUCAUUCAGAAGACUUCUAAGUCAGCAUAUUGUUAUCACCAGUAAAAGGCAAUAAAAAUGUAGCAUUCCUCCCCCCCCCAGCAAAGCUGCUUAGAAACUUUGCCACAAGUGCCCACCAAAUACUGAACCUUUCUGUGGAUAAUUAAAUGAUCCUAAUCACACGUAUUUCAAAAUGAGCUUACGCAUAUAAAAUUUAGACACUUGAAAGGGCUUAAAAUUUCUGAGGUCCACCAAUUGCAAAAUAGCAGCAGCAGGCUUUUUUUUUUUUUUAAAGUGGGUUCUCCCAGCCUCCACAGAACCACCACCAAGAUCACCAUUCAGGGACUAUGGCAAUGAGAACAACAUUCUGUGGAUGCUACAACACAUUCACAAGCUGCACUGAGUUCAGACUAAGCUGCAGUGCAGAAGUGUCAUUUGUGAGAAGAUUCCACAUCAAUAUAUUUCUGAAAUGGAGGGCACUGCUUUGACAUCUCAGUUUUGAAAACUUUCUACCAAAUCACUUUGUCACAGUGUGAAAACCACUCUUGGUCAACCAUGGGAUCAGUCUCAACCGUGUGAAGAGUGCAAUAAACGGAUUGGCAGAGCUUUGGCACUUAUUUAAACCUCAAAUGUUCUGUUAACACCAAGGUUGCAGGUUCAAUCCCCAUCAGGGACAACUGCAUAUUCCUGCAUUGCAGGGGGUUGAACUAGAUGAUCCUUAGGAUCCCUUGCAACUCUAUGAUUUUAUGAUUCUAUGAACAUCCAGUAAGCUGUAGGGUACUGUUUUCCAUUAUCUGGAUCUCUCAUGACGGGCACCCUCAUAGAGGUUUGCACUCAACUCUUCUUUAAGUCACAAGGGACAUUAUUAUUUGCAAGCACAUAAUUGCAUCCUUCUAGAUUGUACUUGCCGUAACAACGGAGCACAAAUAAUACCUGACACUUCGCCAGAUCCUGAAAAUUUGUAAACAAGGUGUUCCGUAAACACUCAUUUUACAGAAAGGAGUACACACACCAACAUUUCCCUUGGAUGUUUCCUGUCGGCUCAGUUAAUUUAAGCAGAGUUUAGCAAUGUCAGCAGCAACGACAAAAAUACCUCUUCCAAAGUUUUAAACUGACCUUUUGACACAUCAAGAUUGGAGGUAGUGCUACAAGGAAGCUGUUUUGGUUAUCAAGGAUUCUGUUAAUUAGAACUGUUGAUGACAUGUCAUGCUACAGGCAGAGGUGUUGAUAUAAUCAUUUCAAGCAGUGGUAUAAGUAACACAGAGAAAAGGACGGCAUAAGGUUUGCAAAUUGGAGAGCAGCUUAGUAUUUGGUUCAGUGAUGCAGUGGCACAUGAGCAAAUGCCCACAGAAUUUCUUCCACAUUUACUAUGGUUCAGUGAUCUCAUUUGCUACUGCAGUCUAUUCCAUUAACACUGCCAGUGGUAUUGGAAUGCCCAAGCUUGUAAUAGGCUUUCAGGCUCCUUGGAAUAUCUCCCAUCCCCUGAGUGGCCAAAGGUUAUGCUCUGCUGUCGAGAUUGCCAUCGAUAAGGUCAAUGCGAAUCCAUCUUACCUAGGCAAUUACAGCUUGGAGUUUAUUUAUGCAGACUCUGGGUGUGAAGCAAAGAAGUCUCUGUAUGCUUUCAUCAACCAGUUUCAAAAAGAACACAUUUCUGCCUUGUUUGGACCAGUUUGCUCAGAGGCAGCAGAGGUUGAGUAUGAAUUCAUCCUGCUUUUUCUCUUUCGUUAAUUGUAAUAGACAAUAUUUGUUAUCGUGUGCAGCCAACCAGGACACAUCCACACCAUGCAUUUAAAGCACAUUCAAUGCUCAUUUAAAGUGCAAGGCUUCCCCCAGAGCAUCCUGGGAACUGUAUUUUGUUAACGGUUCUCGGAAUUGUAGCUCUGUGAUGAAUAAGCUAUAGUUCCAGGGUUCCUUGGGGGAAAGCCAUGUGUGUUAUAUGUGUGUUAAAUGUACUUUAAAUGCAGCCAAUCAGGCUUUACGUUCUUCUCUUCUCCCCUGCAGAUCUCGCUGCACCCCUAAAAUCUUCACUGGAGUGUCUCCCAACCUUUCAGGGCAGAUUUUGAGGAUGUAUACAGAGCUGUGAGGUGUGGGGGCAGGGAAGAAAAGAAGGUGAUUUCCUGUUGUGUGAGCAGAUAUUUAUUCCACUUGUGCAUAGUCCUGUUUACAAACCUCUCUCACCUUUCUAGAAUAGCCUGUAGGUUGUAUUUAAAGACUGGAGUUCACUAAUCUAUUUUAUCUAAAAGAGGUGCUCUCCUAUGCAGUUGUGGAACUGCUGAGACCACAGCCAAGAUAUUGCGGGUGGGAGGCUGUGUGCCUCAACUGUAUUUUAGGACACAGUUUGAUUAUAUCUCAGACCUAGCUUAAUUUCUAGUCUUUCCAUUAGUUCUACAUACUUAGUGCCUGUAAACAAUUAAAACGGGGCUCUGCACUCAGUGUGUCUGCAAAAAAAAUCACAAAACAUUUGUUGUUGUUUUUAAAAAGCAAGGUGACUGAAAAUAUCGCUAUAAUAAUUGCUUGCCUGUCUCUUUGAAAUAUCGUUGGCUCUACACAUGGAUGGAUUAAAUCUGUCAUGGCACCUGGUUGUUAUGCACAUGGUUGUUAUGCAAGCAGUGGUUUUUGCAAUCUUGAUUUUGAUGGGAACCUAACCUUGGCAACUUAAAAAGGAAAUUAACAAACAUUAUGUGCCACUUAAGCAAUCAUAAAACCUCAACAAAAAACCCCAAACAUUAAGCUUCUCAAUAAAAGACAAUUAAAAUGGGCAUUUAAAAAUAUUCACAAUGAAUUAGAAUGAACAAUUAACUAAAAACAUGUAAUUUCUAUUUGUCUGGAUAGGCUUGCCUGAACAUAAAAGUUUUAUGUGGCUUCCAAAAUGAGUGCAGCAAAAGUGAUUAUUAUAGGAGGGUACUUGCAAAGUGUGGGUGCUGCCACACAAAGUGGUUGUGGGCUUUUGAUCUAUUUUUGUCCCCAGCUAAGGAAAAUCCCAGUCAGGACUUCACCAUGAGCAUAUCCUCCGACAUUUCUGGCACUGAAAUAGGGAUGCUCCGUUUUUGGUCUCGAGCUCUCGGGCCUGUAUCCCAUCUUUCCACCAGGUGGUGCACAAACAAGCUAGCAGCUGGAAAAGAAACUGGAAUCCUGGAGGAGGAGGAGAGAAGGAGGAGAAGGAAUGGGCUUGCUUGAAUUCUCUACAGCAGAGGUGGAGAAACUGUGGUUCUCCAUACAUAACCAGAUCACAGCUUUCAAAAUCCCCAACUCCUAGCCAUGCUGACUGGAGCUGAUGAGAGUAGAUGGGGAGUUCCAAAGAGAAAAAAAGAGCCCUAGUAUUAGGCUGGGGAGGGGAGAUGCUGCAGCUGGGACAGCAAAGCUUUUCUCUGCAACCUUAGUCUGUUUUACUAUGCUCCAGCUCAUACCCACCAACAUUCCUCCAAUGAAAAUAGGGGUGUCCUAUUCAAUAAUAAUAAUUUUACUAUUUAUAUCCCACCCAUCGGCCUGGAUUGCCUCAGCCACUCCGGGAGGCUUCCAACAUAUAUAAAAGCAUAAUAAAACAUUAAGCAUUUUAAAAAACCCUUCCCUAUACAGGGCUGCCUCCAGAUGGCUUGGGGGGGGGGUCAGAUAACUCCAUACCCUCCAACAUUUCUCUGAUGAAAAUAGGGAUGUCCUAAGGAAAAGCAGGACAUAUCAAAUCAGAAACUGGGACUGCUUCUGUAAAUCUGGGACUGUCCCUGAAAAACAGAGACACUUGGAGGGUCUGUGUUAAAUGUGCAACCAUUUGUACAUAUUAUUAGGGCUCAUGGAGAUCUUUAAAUUAGAGCCUGCCUAUGACAAAAGGGACAACCUGCAUUCAUUUCAGAUGGGCUUGGAAGCAAACAAAACAUAGAGUGCUUUGGGGCAUGAUGGAUAUGCAUGAAUAAAGACAGCACAACUCAAUUGUGAUUUAAAUAUCCAUGCAUAUCAUUCUAGUAAAUGGUUCACAGUGGUCUCGAUAACUGGUCUCACAAUUGAUUUGGGAGAAAUAUUGGUGUUAGUAUCUCACCACCCAAUCAAACCCAAUGCUGAGUUUAGCUCGUGUUUAUUUAUGCAUUAAUAUAUAUCAACUUCACACCUAAUUAUGUUAUGUUGUGUUAUUCUCUUCUUUUCUGUAUCUACUUAAAGCUCCUUUGUUUAGACAAGUUUAUCCAGACAUGUGGAUGUGGACAUGUUUGAAUCUCUUUUUCGUUUGCCACUGACUUUGUUUUUAAAUGUUUUAAAUUACUUUUUUAUUGAUAAUUUUAAUAUUUCUUGUAAACCAGAGGUUGUUGUUUUGUUUUGUUUUGUUUUUACAAUCAAGUAGUAUAUAAGUUCUAUUCAGUAAAUAAAUACACUGAAAUCCUAUUGCAUUGAAAUCCUAUACACUGAAACCCUAUUGUCAUUACUUAUGGGCACCAUUAUUGCAGGCAGUGAAAUAGAGAAAAAUGAUUAACAGCUGGUUUUUGUAUUUCCAGAAAUGGGAAAUCAGGCAUUAUGUGUUUCAGUUUCACAUCCCCCAAAGGCCUUGAUGCAAUCUGAAACCUAUACAUCACCUAAAAGAUCUUCAUUUGAACAAUGCUAUGAGUGACAGUCAACCAAGUUUACUUAUUGCCUCUUGAAUGUUACUAUUAAAUCCAGUUCUUUUUAUUAUUCUCCACCUAGGUAACUGGUUUGCUAGCUUCUCAGUGGAACAUCCCCAUGUUUGGGUUUGUUGGCCAUACAGCCAAGCUGGAAGAUUCCUUUGUUUAUGACACUUAUAUCAAUCUUGUCACCCCUCUGCAAAUGAUUGGGGAAGUCCUUUACAAAACUCUCCAGUAUUUUGGGUGGAGGUACGUUGGCCUCUUCGGAAGCUCAAGUGAUGUUUUCACUUGGGCUGAAACAGAGGAGUUGUGGGCUUCUGUAGAAAAUCAACUCAAAAGCAACAUCACCAUCACUGCUAAGGUGAGAUACAACACAAAAGAUCAAAGCCUCCAUCAAGACAAGCUCAACUAUAUAGCAUCAGUUGCCAGAAGUAAGUUUUUUGUUUCGUUUUUCAUGACAGGUUUCUGGGCUCUGGAGGUAAAGAGAUAAUUCUCCACGUGAGUUCAUAAGUCUCUCAGCACCAUUGUAAGAUGAACUCUGUACAUGAAGGAUGGUGACCAAAACACUUUAUUUGGAACAAACUCAAACCAACAUUGGACAUGAGAAAAGCCCAGCAGAAAUCUAUGUCCUCAGCUGCCUCAGGGCCUGGUACUUAAAGUGCCAUACCCUAGUGAACUGAAACACACAUAAAACAUGGACUGGACUUACAAAAGGGAUUUUACUUCUCAAUCCAUUUCCCAUGGCUUGGUGUAUCUGGCCCAUGAUCCACUGGUUACCCACCUCUUACUUAACUAACUUCUUCAAAUAGAAGAGUAUCCUCUGCGAAACAUGACACACUGCCACUCAACUUUUCAGAAAUUGAAGCUCAUUGCAGUUCUUUCUUCUCCCUAUAUGCUGCCUGUGUGUACCUUUGAGCAGAUCCAACUAGUGGUGCCUUCCCACUAGAUAUGCUCUCCAGGGUGCUGUCCAACCAAAGAUGCCUUGCUGCCAUAUGUGCUGUCCACUGGUACUGUGGGCAUCAGUGUAGAGAAAACUGUAUUAAACCUGUGUGAUUACCUGUCCCUCAUCUCUCUGGUGCUCCUGGCUCCUGUGUUCAACAAGGUGUUACACUUUAACUUCUUCUGGGAAUUGACAUUGCAUUCCUAGGGUUGCCAUACUUCAAAAAGUGAAAAUCUGGAACAAAAAGUUGUUGAGCUUUAAUUGCGUUUUUGAGCUACUUCUGAGGGAAAUCGGCAAAAACAAUACUGCCGACAUGGGGUGCCAUACAUCUAGCUUUUCCCAGACAUUUCACCAAUUUCCACCCAGUCACUGCUUGCAACUCAGUAUUCCGGAUAUGUCCAGGGAAUUCUGGAUGUAUGGCAACGCUACAUUCGCCUGAAGACGCUCACAUUGCAUUAAGCCUGAAGAUGUAGUCCUGUUUAAAUAUAGUCGCGGUGCUUGGGAAUUCUUACCAUAGACAAAAAGCAAGGAAGAGGUGGAAUGGUAAAAGUUUAUAAAAUUCCACAGGAUGCAGUGAUGGCCACCAAUUUGCAUAGCUUUAGAGAAAGAACUGAACAAAUUAAUGGAAGAUAAGUCUACUAUAGGCUACUCACCAUGAUGGGUUUGCUGUGCCUCCUUGUUCAGUUGCUAGUAAACACAGGAAGGAAGAGUGCUCUUGUGUUCAGGUCCCUCCUACAGGUUUUCCAUGUGGCUGGCCACUGUGAGAACAGGGUGUCAGACUAGAUGGGUCAGUGGCCUGAUCCAGCAGGCUCUUAUGUUCUUAUGCCACAUAGGUUUAAGUCAUGCGACCACUUGCAGGAUUUGAGCUGAUGGAAGAUCCGAUUUGAGGGGCAAUUUGGCCUCAUUAUUUGGGUUUAUGCCUAUUGACUCAUAUUAUACAUAUUGCCCAGAUAUGCCCUGAGGAAAUGUUGCAUGCAUACAUGGAAGCCCAGGACGCAUGCCUGGUAGGCAGAGCAGAAAGGCAAGAUAUUCUAUCACAUAUAGGGAAAAGGUAGAUAUUACUAACAAGAUUGUGGUGGUUUUUUUAUGGACUGAACCAGCAGGAAUUUUUUAUCCUAUGUGAAAAUUCUUAUGGGAUUCUCUGUGUAAAACUAUUUCAAUUAAGAAACUCUUUAAAUGAGCAGAACUAAGGGCAUGAUGAAAGAUUUCCCCGAGGUUAUUUAUUUAUUAAAAUUGGUAUACCACCCUUCAUCUGAAGAUCAAAAAUGAGAACACAAAAUACAUAAUGAAAAACAAACCAUACCCAAACACAUUUAAAAGGCCACAGGUCUUUUAAUCUGCCAAAGGCCUGGUUAUAGAGAAAUGUUUUUGCCUCAUGCCUCAAGAUACGUAAUGAAGCCACCAGACAAGUCUCCCUGAGGAGAACAUUUCACAAUUAUAUAUUACUAGAUUAUAUACUGCUAAACCUUUGGAAUGUUCACAACUCUCACCUUUCCAUAACAUUCUGUUUCACAGGCAAGAAAGGAGUGGAGGUGUCUAAGUCUGGGUGUGUAAGUCACAUGGCUACACAAGGCAAAGAGCUCUACUUAAUGCCCACUUGUAACAAGAACUAUUUAUACAAUACUUAGUAUAAAUGGAGGCAGCAUUCUCAUACUUUUUUCUUUUUUAAAGUACCAAUAACAACUGAAGUUGGGAAUACUUCUUUGCUUAAGGAGUAUUCAUAUGCACAGCUUCUGGUUACAUUCAGGUGCUCUUGUCAUGCACUUAAUGCACAGGGACUUCCAGAGACCAAAUAAGUGACUUUUCUCUCUCUCUCUGAAAUAUGAUACACUUCUCUGGACUGCAACACUUUAAUCUUUUGUUCUGUGCGCUGAUUUCAGUGGGAUAGUCAUUUGUGUGCCUGAGGGCCUGGGGGUUUAUUAAAUGAUUUGGGUGAUUAGGAAAUGAUCUAAAGUUACGCAAAGCAUGAUCUAAAGUUGCAUUUGUUUUAAUUACCCAAUAUAUUUUGUAUUGCUUCAUAGUGAUGCACCCCGAACUACACACAAUCAAUCAGUAAUUUACCAAUACCCUUACAACAACUUUGUUCACCACAAUGUGCAUUUAUCAAGACAUUGUUUUGGCUUUCUUUCCCGUUUGAGUUUUAUACCACUGAGUUUGCUGUUGUACCAACUAUUUAGUUAGGGUUGCCAUAUUUCAAAAAGUAAAAACCAGGACAAACCCUAAAGUUGCUUUAAAAAAAAACAAAACAAAACUCCAAAACCGCCAAAAAAUCUUGAUUUUCGAUUGACUUGCCUAAGAUCUAGUGGGUACACUUGACUUUUUAGAUGCACUGGGAACUGAUCUGUACUAUUUCUUUUUCAGUUAUUGUUUUAAUCUGCAGUUCUUUGGAUGCAAGAUCUAUUUUGUUAGAGGCCAAGAAACUAGGUAUGACAAAUGGACCAUACGUGUUCUUUGUGCUGCAGCAGUUUGAGGUCAGUAAAUAGCUGCAAUGUGGUGAGUAUUUCUUCAUUACCUUGCUAAAGGCAUGGUUUUAAGGAUUACUGUCCUCAGACUUACAAUCUAAAAAGACACAACACAACAGGAAAAUGGAUUGUGAGCAAACUCAGGUUUAAGUUCUCAGUUACAAGUUGUAUGGAUGGUAGGUCAGAAAAGCAAUGGGUAUCUCCAAAUCUAGCAUGCUGUAGUAUUUAGAAUUCUGGACUAUGGCUGGGAAGAGUUGGAUUCAAAUUUUGCAAUAUCUAUCGCCUUAGACACUAUCUCUCAUCUAACCUACCUUGCACACUUCGUGAAGAUAAAAUCAAGCAUCUAUUGUGCUCUAUACAGUGUGGUGUAGUGGUUAAGAGCAGUAGACUCGUAAUCUGGUGAACCGGGUUCGCGUCCCCGCUCCUCCACAUGCAGCUGCUGGGUGACCUUGGGCUAGUCACACUUCUCUGAAGUCUCUCAGCCCCACUCACCUCACAGAGUGUUUGUUGUAUUCAUAUUACUAAGCAUUAUGGGAAUGGGGUAAGCUACCUAUUUAUUACCAACAGUGCUGUCAAUCACUCUUUUGUCUUCUAGGACAAUUUUUUGAAAGAGACUUGGAGUAAUGGGAACAGCAGCGUCCUAGAUGCCUAUCAGCCUGUGCUGCUCAUAGCUCUCAGAUCUUACAGAGAAUACAAGACCUAUUCUGAUUUUGUGAAGGAGGUCCACAGCAAGCUGAAGGAGAAGCAGCUUUCAGACAGUUUCUUUUCUUCACACGGAGAGGUCAUAUUCACAGCCACAACUUAGAUACAGUGGUACCUCAGGUUACACACGCUUCAGGUUACAUACGCUUCAGGUUACAGACUCUGCUAACCCAGAAAUAGUGCUUCAGGUUAAGAACUUUGCUUCAGGAUGAGAACAAAAAUCGUCCUCUGGCGGCGCAGCAGCAGCAGGAGGCCCCAUUAGCUAAAGUGGUGCUUCAGGUUAAGAACAGCUUCAGGUUAAGAACAGACCUUCAGAACGAAUUAAGUACUUAACCCGAGGUACCACUGUACUUGUUCCAAGGAGGCAUAACAAAAAACCAAGAGGAAACCAGGCUGAAUGCCCCCAUUUCCCCUAACUUAGAUUAUCCUAAAGGGCACUGUGAUGCCACAUGAAAAAAGGGCCAAAUAUCUCAAAUUUUCUAAAGGCAUGAUUAUCUGAUCCACUAUUUUGAAUAUUAAAAGUGUAGGAAAUAUAUUAUUGGUUUUUAUGGUAGACGACAUCAAAACAUUUCUUGAAAGAUUUUCUUCACUCUCAAGCCAUGCUGAUUAGUUUUAGGAGCUGAGGCUUUCAACUCAUUUACUAACAUGUGUAGUCUCAUUUGACCUGCAACCAGACCCAUGCAGAGCUUGUUUGAGGUGCAAGGCAGGAGUUUUGGUAGAAUAAAAUUAGAAACUCACACAAGGAAGUAGCCAGUCCCUUGCAGUGCCCCCCCUGAGGUAAAGUUCUCAAACCAAGACACUAAUUCUGGUUUUGCAGAGUUUGUAAACCAAAUGAUUCUUAAACCGGACUGUUCUCAAACCGAGGUAUCACUGUAUUUGGGGGAACCACUUGAAGCAUCCCUUGUGUUGAGCUAUUUCAAUUGUUUUUGUUUGAUUUUCUCAUUGCAAACAGUGGAAAAUCUGUAAAUUUUGAUAAUAAACCUGAUUUAUAAUGGGGGUUGAAUAAUUUCGAUUGCAACUGGAUUUCGAGUUUGGAAUAAAUGAGUCCACUGCUAAAUAUAUGCAGUCAGACAACUGAAAGAAUAGUUUAAGAAACUUCUUCCCUCAGAAGCCCAAACUCUUACUGUUCUAUAUGACUCUUUUCCAGGUAAGUUCUUAUGCUGCCUACCUACAUGAUGCUGUUUUGCUUUAUGCGUUAUCCAUAAAAGAAAUGUUAGAAGGGAAAAAGGACUUCCGUGAUGGAAAGGCCCUUGUCAACAGUUUGAAAGGUUACAACAAAACUCCAAUGUAUGGUAAGUUUGUGGAUUCAGACUGCAAACACAAUCACUUGAGAGAGGGAGGGAAGCUGCACCUCUGUAGCUGAGCUGAUACUCUGAACGUUGAUGUCCCUCCCAUGUAUCUUCAGGUAAAGCAUCUCAAGGAGCAGGGCUGAGACAACAGAGAAGCUUUCAUUCACUUGGUACUAUCCAAAUGUUUUGGACUACAACUCUCAUUUGUCCCAGCCUCCAUGGACAUUCUGGCUGAGGCUGAUGGGUGUUAAAGUCCAAGAUAUCAGGUUGGUGAAGAAUACAGAGCAUCUGCUAGUACCAAGUCAGAAGGACCACCAGGCUUACUUCAUGAAGCAGCACAUAUUUGGAGUAGAUCCAUUGAACUUCUAAAUAAAUGUGCAAAGGAAGCUACUUUAACCAUUGCCAAGUGAGCCUUAGGAACCUUUUCCAUGUUACUCUUAGGAUCUCAUGUGAUGCCAACAGAGAAUGCUUGGGUGCAACUCUGUGAUUGCCUGUUGCCCGCCCUUAAAAGUAUUGUCUCUCCACGGUUGCAUGUUCAGUCAAAACAGCAUUGAUAGAUAUAACAGAAUAAACAAUUUGUUCAACUUUGCAUUCACAGAAACUCCUCCCUGAUUAAAAGUGGCCACCUUAUAAGCACGUAGCUGAGCUAUGGAGGUUCUCCAACAGCCAUUAAUCAUGAUGCCUAUGUCCUACUUCCAGGAUCAAAGGCAGUACUCCUCUGAAUACCAGUCACUUGAGAACAACAGCAGGCAAGGGCUCAGUCAUGUUCCUUUUGUAGGCAUGUGAUUAGCCACUGUGAGAACAGGCUGGGUUUGAUGAGCCUCUGGCCCGAUGCAACAGGGCUCUUGUGUUCUGAUGAUCCUGAAAAUCUUUGCAAAUUAGCCAGUGGACUUUUGACUACUGCAAAAUGGACAGGAUACAUAAAUAUGUAGUACAUUGUGUCUUCCUGUGCUGAGGAAGAGGCAGAAAAAUAACAUCAGUCAAAAUGGGACAGGUGCGCUGAAGUGUGGGGAAUGUGCUAAAGCUCUUAUUUUUAAUAUCUUUUUUGUUUAGGCAUUACUGGCCCAGUCAACAUUGAUGAAUUAGGUGAGAGGAACAUGGAUUACUCUGUGUAUGAUCUCCAGGAAUUUGGCAACUCAGUUCAUUUCAUUCCAGUGCUUAACUUUGAUAGUGUCAGGAAAACAACCAGGUAUUAUUUGUGUGUGUGGUUCAUGGGCACUUAGCAAUUUAAUCAUUUGUACAGGAGAUUUACCUUGUAAAGUACUAUAUAAUCUUCUUUGUAUUCAUUCUUUGAAGGAGUAUCUUUUCCUUUUUGCCCAUUUUAUAAAGGGAAGAGCUGAGACCAAGAGUCAGUGACUCACCCAAAGCCAUUUGAGUGAAUUAUACAGUAUGGCGAUAUUUGAACCCAGAACCCAUGUUCAGCUGCCAUGUAUCCAUGCAUUAUUGUGGUUGUCUGAAAAAAAGAGAGCAAGCAGCUGCUCACACAUAGACCUCCAUGUAAUUCAGACACCCAGUUACUCUGAUGUCCUGAUCCCAUGGAAGUCUACUCUCCAGCAUCUGCUCAUGCCUAGACUUUGUAGGGCAGGCCUGUUCCCUAGUGCUCCUUUGAUGCCUCCACCUGCAACUUUAAAUUCUAUAUUGUAACAACAAACUGAAUUCAGCUUUACAAAAUCAUUUUUAAUUCACCUGGUUCCUUGCAAAGAUAACCACAUUGCAUGUGAUCUAUUAGUCCCAUUGUGAACUUCCGGGUUAGCGCCUCCGGCAAUGGCGGAUUUCCUCUGAUCGGGAGGAAUCCGCUUCGUGAGAACUAGGGUCUGGACCGCCACGGCGAGGCGGAGACCCACUAAAAACCUCAGGCGGGAGAAGAAUUAGGCAAGAAUAUUAUGGUCAUGAGAAGUGGGUAAAAAUAAGAUUUAAGUUUCAAGGUUUUUUAUAAGAUAAGAUGAAAAUAGAUCAAGGUAAUGUAAUGACAGAAUAUUAUGAAAUAUGGAAAGGAUUUGCUGCGAUAAUUAAUAACUGGGAUACAAAAAACGGGAGGAGGAGGAGGUCAAAGAAAGAAGGUAAUGAAAGUUGAAGAUUUGAGAAUGUUGGUUUUAUUUUUGUAUGUUUGUGGAGUAUUUUUGUUUUUUGAAUUUGUAUUGUUGGAUGUGGUUUGCUUUCUUUUUCUCUUUUCUGUUUUUUCUUUUUUCUUUCUCUGCUUUGUCUUUUUCUGUAAUUUAAAAAUUUUUCAAUAAAUAUCAUUUUUUUAAAAAAAAAAGCCUGUGGACGUGGGAUUCGGCUGGCACCUUUUGCGUCUCCCCUACUCACGGGGAAACCCGGUUUCGGGGAUCCGGAGCGACGUGGGGUGAAUGGCGCGGUGCUUCGAAUCAACUGCUCUUUUAACGGAGUGAAGUCGCAUUGCUGUUGCUGGAGAGCGCUGACUUUUUUCCUGUGGACAAUUGGAUUUUAAACAACUGCCCGUGAGUAGAACGGAAAAUUGGAUUAUGAAACUUUUUAAUUUGGCACCGAAGCGGGAAGGUCUAAACAGGAAGUCCGCCUUCCGCCUUCCGCUUUUGUAAAUAGAUUGAAGCAAAGACAUUGCAAGCUAGAGUCUGGAAAGUCGUUUGUAAAGAACUAAAUUUCCAUCAGUUAAAAUUACUAAACCCCCCUUGGAAGCAGGAGAAGAGGGGGGAAUUUCUUUUUAGACUGUUUAAACCUGCAGAAGAGAGAGCAAAGAAAGAUAAUUUUCCACCGUCUUGAACCUGGGAGCGGGGUGUCAGAGACAGACGCUUUGGGGAAGUUCAUUGACUGUGGAUAAACGUUUUUGACAGAUAGUUAAAAAAGAGAAACAUAUUGAUUCCAAUGUUCCCUUUUGCACUUAAAAGGAACAAAAUAUCUGGAAAACGAAAGGAACUUUGUUGCUAGAUCUGCUUUUAAAAAGACGGAUACAAAUAGAAAUUGUUUCCUCUAGAGGGAGCUUGUGAAACUGUUGUUAGAGUCGAUCUGGGGAAUUCUGCAGCUGUAGAGAUUAAAGAUCGUGAGACCAGACAUUGACCUUGAACAAGAAUGUGCCCAGAAGAAGCUUGCUUUUUGCAAGACAAGCGCUUUACUGGAACAGCUACAUGAGAAGAUGGAUUUGAUGACUGUUGCAGUUGGCAAUUUUGGACAAACAGUGAAUACCUAUAUAGAAACCACUCAGGAAUCAAUCCAGGAAUGUGCUUUGACAGAGCAAGUGGUGAAGAAGAUAAAGGAGGAGGUUGUUGCUGAACCUCAAGUAAUAGAAAUGGAGAGAGCUGCGGCUUUGCAGGAACAUAAGUUGUUGUUUCUGACGAAUGAACCUGGAGAAAGUCAGAUUUGGAGAGAUGGAGUACUGUUUGGUCUGGAGAUGGGAAGUUGGAUAGAUCCCCCUAUGCAGGGAUGUUUUGACUUUUCGGAUCUGCCUUUGGGCCAGGGGGAGUUUGGAGUUGUGGGGGCCCUUAACCUUGGAGGGACUUUGAAACAUGCCUUCAAACAUCUUUUGGAUUUCAGUGUCGACUAUGGAGAAUGGUCUGACUUGUUGAGAAGGGAUAAAGAUAUUGUCAAGUUGGAGUCUCCCCGAGAGAAAGGAAGAAAAUUAAGAAUAAGAUCAGCAGAAGAUAAAGUAAAGUGCAGGUAUAAACAUGAAGAAGACCUGCAGAAGGGACAUGGAAAAGAUUUAAGAGCCUCGGAUAGAAGGUCACCAGGUUGAUGGACUAGAUGGAUGGGAUAGAAAGGACUGACAAAACCCGAGACCAGGAAGAAGAGACGAUGGAUGAAGAUUGGAAGAAAGUUUUAAAAAUUCAUUUAGAAAAUCAUUGUAAAAUUAAUGAGUAUUAGAAAAAUGUUGGAAUGAAACUAUUUGGCUUUAAUAGAAACGUUAAAAAGAAUUAUGUAUAAAUAUGUUAUGUUAAAAAGAAUUAUGUAUAAAUAAGUUUUAAGUUUUAAGCUUUAGGGCUUUUUAUGGUAAGAUAAGGUUAAAAUAAAUUAAGGUAAUUUAAUGACAGAAUAUAGUGAAAGAUGGAAAGGAUUUGCUGAGAUAAUUAAUAACUAGAAUACAAAAAAGGGAGCUGUGAGGAGGUCAAUGAAACAAGUUAACGAAAGAUAAAGAUUUGGGAAUAUUGGAUUUGUUUUUAAAUUUUUUGUUUAUUUCUGUUUUUUGAUUUUGAUGUAUUGUGUGUUUUGUUUUUUCUUUGACUUUUGUUUUUUGACUUGUAUUGUUUAAUUCCUCUUUUUGUCUACCUUUUUUCCUUUUUCCUUUUUCUUUUUUCCUUUUUCUUUCUGUAAUUUUAAAUUCUUAAAAAAAGAUCUAUUAGUCCCAUUGAGUUCAAUGGGACCAAGUGGUUACAGGACUGCAACCUUACUAUUAUUUGUUAAGCAGGAAGUGUAUUUUGGCUGCAACAUCCUGUGUCUUGUUCUGGUUAGCAAGUCAGCAGAAGUCAGGCUGGUGUCCUCCAGAUAUUUUGGACUACAAUUUCCUAUAGCCCCAGUCAGCAUAAAUGGGCAGCACCAGGUUAAGAGGGACAAGAUGCCUACUUACAUGCAAAGAGGGAUAUGCUAGCUGUGUGGAAAGCUGCCAUCUUUCUCCUUCUUAAAUCAAUUCAAUGCUUCCUUCUUUAUGAAAAUCUUGAAAUUCUAUUUUCAUUUAAUAUCUCUGAAAUGAAAAGUGUGGAUUUAAAACUACAAGGCUUCUUGCCUUUGAUGCUACCUGGGAACAAAAUGGUGGCAGGACUAGAAAGUCCAUUGUCAAUGUUAAAUUCAAAGGAGAUGCGCUGAUCAUUCUGUUAUCAUGAUCGCUCUGUCAUUGUUCGCAUAAGCAUUGCGUGGCUUCCUUUGAACUAAUUUGAACUUGUGCUAACUUGAACUUGUAAACAUUCUUGCACAGAUUUCUGAAAUGGAUAAUCACACACUAAAGAUGAAUGGUAUUCUGAUACCAGCAGAUAUAAUUAUUAUGGGUUGUAUGAAUCAAAGCAUUGAGGAGAAAGUGCUGUCAGCGCAAGGAUUUCUUCACGUGCAAUGGAAUGUUCUCUGACUCUGCUUCUUUGUGACCCCUCCCUAAAUCUAUUCUAGGUUUCCUGACAUUCUAGGCUGAUUUGGGGACGGCACAUGUGAUGAGAUAAGAGUGGAGGAAAUCUCACUGUUGCCAGUACUCAUCCUUGUCCUAGGGCAAAUUUUUAGUUGAAUGCCCCGCAUCAUUAAUUUUUUGGCAGGCUUCUAAAGAACAACUGAUCAAAUCUUCCUCUUUAACAUAUUACAAAAACAUUUCAUCAUAUUAAACAUACUUUACAAUAAAUCUAUCAGUGAUAUCAACAAUGACCUGGUUGACAUUAGGCCGGUUUGCCCAAACCUUUUUCAAAGGGGGCCAGAUUUGAUGAAGUCAACAUGCCUGAGGGGUGACCAAAAUUGCUGACCUUUUUUUAGGAUUGAAGUUGUUGAGCUUUUUAAACCGAACAGCAGGCCGAGUAAGGCCCCUGAAACGGACAUGCCUGCAUUGGGGGAUUAAGAAACCACAGCUAAGAAAAUGGAAGAUCACGGAAAGGAUGCUGGCACUUGGGACUGGAACAGUGAGACUGGCCUCAGAGCACUUGCAUGAUAGCUUCAGUUACAUAGGCUCCAUGUAUCUAUUCCAGUGAACAGACAAAUCUUGGACUUAGGUUUGCCCCUCUGUUAUUGACAGCCAUCCAGGUCCAAGGUAGUGCUGAAGCCUGAGCUAACCACAAUGUAGGAUACCAGAGCAUGUCCAUAUGCUGCCAAAUCAACAAAUAUUUUCCGAGCAUACCAUUUUUAAUAAAUACAAAUAUGUUACACACAACUCAUGGGUAAAAACGCAUACCUUGACCUAACACAACAACCCAUUUCUCAAAAGAUAGCAAAGGCUGAGUGAAGUCCAUGGAAGAAAAACACACACCAACCGUCAACUUCAAUAAGUCACUUGCUGGACUUGUUCAAAAUAAGCCAUUCUUAACCUUUACACCCCAAAUUUGGCACAGGCCAUCCUGAAAUAUAUCAGAUCAGUUUGUUGAACAAUUUUGCAAUUAUUCUUCUUUAACAAUCACUCUUAGCAGAGUAAGAUUGUUUUCCAUGAACACGGUUUUAACAGUGAGUCUGUAAGUGACUAUGGAGGCCAAUUCUGGAUCUACUGCCCCCAGUUUCUAGUUAAGAUGGCAGAAUGCAAUCCAAUCAACUCACCCUUAAAACUGGGAGGAAAAUGGAAGCCAAGAUAAUGUGAAGAGCUUUCCUGACCUAGGAGCCAGGGACUUUCCAAACUUGGGUCUCCAGCAGUUUUUGGGCCACAACUCCCAUCAUUCCUGACCACUGGACCUGGUAGCUAGGGAUGAUGGGAUUUGUAGUCCAAUAGCAGCUAGAGACCCAAAUUUGGGAGACACUGCUCUAGUGUCUGAACCGGAACCUGAACCUGCUACCUGAAAUCCCUCUAUUUAUAUAGGUACUUUCAUUCAUAGGUUUGUAGUUUAUGGCUCACUCUGAAAUAACAAUGCACUUUUAGUUUCAGAUCUGGACUUAAAACCAAUUUCUGCUUCAUUUUCAUGUGGAGAAUUAUGGCUAUUUGUACAUUCCUCUUUCCUUGUAUGGGUACAUUUAUCACAAAGUAUGUGUGUUAAUGAGUUUUGGAAAUAAAGAGCCUUCAGCUUUAUAAUUGAUGCAAGAUGCUGACAUACUUAUUGUCUCUGUCCAUAGCCCAACCAGACAGAUUGACUAUAUCAGUUGGGCAGAUGGAGAAAUACCUAAGGACAAACCACUGUGUGGGUUUCACAAUGAACACUGCAAAACUCCAGUUACCAGUAAGUGUGAUUAUGUAAUGCCUGCCAGUUAAAUGUGGGUUAUAAAUUUAUUACUACUACUAGCAUGCAAGUAGGACAUACUGCAAAUCAUGUGUCUUGUAUGCCUUUUGCUGUAUCAAAGCUGCUCUGUUCUUGUCUGACACAACUAUGCAACUACAGCUGUGCAGUUCUGACCAUUUUCAUUCCACCAAGUCAAACCUGGAUGUUUUUGUUACAAAGAAAACUGAUUUAUUUGUUUAUUUUUAAGUUACAGUUGUGGCGGGGGCUGUGAUCACAUGUUCCAUGGUAUGAUUGUGUUAUAAUUAACAGCAAUGCUUCUGUGAUUUCUUGCUCCUUUAUAUUCUUUUCGCAAUGGUGCGAUGGCUUUGCUGCCUUGAAUUUGGCCUUUUUUGUUUUGUUUUGUUUUUGGAUGUGUUCCCAAGAUUCAGCUUCAUUUAUAUGUUCUUUAAUGAACUGUUCUUUUGUUGUUAAAAGGUUCAGCCAUGAUUGUUAUGAUAAUUCUGCUGAUAAUAUCAGUAUCGGGGGCCAUUGGUGUGGCAAUGUAUAUGAAAAACCACAAGGGAAACCUUCGAAAUGAUACGUGGUGGAGAAUUAAUUAUGAGGAUAUCAUCAUUUUAAAUAAUAAUAAGGUAAAGGAUGAUCUGUUGUGUACUGAAACUCAAGUUCUUUAUCCCAAGGAUACAGUUCUCCAGGGGCUUAUUUGAAGGGAUCAGUUGCAUUCAUGUAGCACUUGUUGGUGGAUGUGGAACCAUAAUGAUAUAAUACAGAUCUGAAGCCAAGUCUUUUCAAUAGCCAUAGUCUUCAUUAGACACUCUGGCCCCUUGUUCCUCUUUCUCAGGACCCUUCACAGGUUGGUAGAUGACUGCAUGAAGCAGAAAAUCUCUCAUACUGGUACAAUUUUAUUGCACUUUUUAGAAACCCUCACUUGCCAUAGUCGUCCUUCAGCUUAAGGAGGGUGACAGUAGAAACAUCUCUCAUUUGCCCUCUUAGCUUUAUAAUUUUAUUUCAUUUACAAUAUCACUCAGUAAUAAAGGUUUUCUGGGGGGUUAACAAUAAGAUCAAAACCACAAGAAGUUCUCUUUUUCUGACAAGAUGAACAAGGUCUAUAUGACUACAAUACGUUAUUUCAUAAUUCAUCAGUAUCAGCAAAAAGAAAAGCAGAUGUCAGGGUGGAAGGUUCUAGCCCAGCCUUCUCCCUAACAUGCUAGUUUCCUAUAUAUAGGAGUAUUUUCCCCUCCUAUGAUGUGAAGUGGUGCAGUUGAGACAUAAUUCCUCUUGUACUCUUUGUACAAGAACUAUGUCUGUGUUUCAUACUUAGUGUAGGUACUUGCUUUGUUGCAACUUCAUGUUAACUACUUGCCACCACUAUUGCAAAUAAUGGUAAUAACAGUGGCAUGUUUUGAAUAUUUCAGUAAUGGAGCUAAAAUUAAUGUGGCCAUUUGGAAUAAACUUUUGCAUUUCGGCAUUUGUGAACUUAAAUAAUUAAAUCAAAACUGAAUUACAAAGUUGCUGAGUUGAGCUCUGUAGCACAUUCAAUAUUUGUUUGUCCCUCGUAAAGGCAUACGUCUCCAAAAAGAACCAUAUAAUCAAAAAUCUCAUAGCAAAUCUCGUAAACAAACAAAUAGCAUAUCAAAAAUGCCAGGCUGCUUAUUUACAGUAAGUUUUUCUCAUGACAAUGGCAAUGACACUUCAAUCUGUGUUUUGAAAUCUGAAUCUAGUAAACACAGUUAACCCAAAUUUUGCUUUCACUACUAAUGCCAGUGUUAUUUUCAUUCAGGUCAAUAUAUCAGCUUGUAACAUUGCACCUUAUAUUAUCUUUCAAAGGGAAACUUCUGUCUGUCUCAAGCAAGCACACCAGUGUCCAAAGGAACAGAGAGCUUGGGCUCCCAUUUGUUUAUUUCUAAGAAUGAUGAUUCUGGACCGAAGAACAAGCAAGGGAAAGAAGUAUUUUACACCACUGUAGGACUUUAUCAGGUGCAUAUGUAAACACCCAGAAUAUAUUGUGCCAAAUGGAAUUGUGUUCCAUUCACUUCUUGAAAUAGGGUCCUGUAGUGAUUUCAUGCUCUUUAUUGCAGCAUGUAAAACAGUGAUUGAAUUGCCCCCCAAACCUAAGGCGGCUAUAUACAUUAUUUACACAAUGAGUCCCAUCUGAUUGGCAGAUUCUGCUUCCCUCUUGGAGCCUGAUUGGUCUUUUUCUGCAGGCCAAUCAGUUGUUGCAUUCUACUAUCCUACCAGCCUAAUAGGAUGAUUAACUUCCUCCUGGAGCCUGAUUGGUCUUUUCCUUCAAGCCAAUCAAUUCUAGGAUCCUACUUGCCUAUUGUUCUAGGAUCCAAGCUUAGUACAGUGGUACCUCGGGUUACAUACGCUUCAGGUUACACACUCCGCUAACCCAGAAAUAGUACCUCGGGUUAAGAACUUUGCUUCAGGAUGAGAACAGAAAUCGUGCAGCGGCAGCAGGAGGCCCCAUUAGCUAAAGUGGUGCUUCAGGUUAAGCACAGUUUCAGGUUAAGUGCGGACCUCCGGAAUGAAUUAAGUACUUAACCCGAGGUACCACUGUACAUAACACUUCGUGUUAUUUCUAUUAUGUACAGGAGAGCAGGGCACAAACUGCCCAACAGAAUAAAAGCCAGAAUAAGUCACAGGAUUCACAGGUAGGAUUGUAAAGUGUGACAGUGUUAAUUUUCACCAGGUUUGCUACUGUUGUCUGGAAAAUGAACAUAUAAACACCAUAGGAGCUUACUGGAUAUUAUUUGUGUUGCUAUAAGUUAUAAUUCAUAAAACACCCACUUGCGCCACUCACCAUUUUGUUUUAUUUUAAAACUUAUCUUUUUUAUAUAAAAAAAUUGAAAUUGUGCUUUACACCUGUGCUAGAACGGAGAAAAGUUAUCCCCUGGGGGGGGGAGGGAUGCACACUGAAGGAGGAGAGAGAUGCAAAGUUCUGCUGCAUGGGCAGAGGUUAUGCCACCUGUGGAAUAACUUCACUGGAUUCAGGCCACCCAUCUUACCAUCUAGCAGACUUAUUAGGGUUUUAUAAUUCUUGAACUUGCAAAAGAUGGAACGUAUUAAGACGUUUAUGAAUCUGAGCUCAGGAUUUCUCUUGCCUCAGACAAAAACCAUCAGCUGUAAUGAUUGUUCUACAGUUUACCACUCAUGGUUUGUCAUGAGCAGCAGACUAAGACAAACCAUGUUUAAUUCACAGUGACACACCAGCAGCAGAAGUGGAAGAGGAGCAAAGCGGCCACAGUUUCAUCUCUGGCAGCCCACACCAUGCAAGCCAUAGUUGGGCUUAACAUUACAUAUGAACCAGGCCUAUGUAUCAUUACUAUUAUGUAAUAUAUUCCUCUUAUUUGUCUGCCCAUUAUUUCUACCAAUAUCUACCCAGAGUAGCUAACUAAGUCCUCUGUAAAUUCCUAGAGUGGCAUAGUUGAUGCGGACACACAGAAAGAUCCUCAAUGUAUCCCUGAAGAUGCCUACCAGACUACGUUGUUCAUUUCCCCCCAACAGUUUCCAUGUUAAUGUAUUGUGCCUCUUACAAUUUAUGUUUCAGGGAAUUGUUGUUGCUCUCAAAUUCAUUGAUAAUCAAACAGAUGCCUGGAUCCGGAAACCAUCAGUUCUCCAGGAGGUUCGGGUGGUAUGUUUCAUUCUUAAAUAGUUUAACAAAUUUCCAUUUGAACAGUAAGUUAACUGAAACAGGCAGGUGAUCUAAAAUUCACAACUGAAGUAAGGAAGUUUAUUAAGUAAUGCAGAAAAAACCAUGAACUGACUGAAAUUUCUAAAUGAAGCUAUAGGUCGAUAUGCUUUGGAAAACAGAUUUAAUUAGCAAGGUCUCCAACACAGGGCAUUGUCUUGCUUUGACCAGAUAUCUCAGAGUGGUCCCAUAGCUUAUUUCUUCUGCAAUGCCAGUAAGAAGGAGCAGAGCUGGCUGAAAAAGAUUGUAUUUGCUUUGCUGUAUGGUGUCAAAUCUGGAUACCACACUUCCCAACAUUCCUUUGCUUUAGAUGAGAGAACUGAGACAUGAGAAUCUGGUGGCCUUUUAUGGGAUAUGUCCUGAAGCUCCAAACAUGUGCAUUGUGAUGCAUUACUGUAAGAAAGGUAGCCUAAAGGUGAGUAUUGUACAUCAAAGUUUAGAACAAUUAUUACAUUAAAGUAGAUCAUACUUAAUUGCCUUAGAAAGGAUUACUAAAGCAGUGUGUUGCCAAGUCAUAUAUGCUAUUUUUGGCUCUCUUCAGUAUUAUAUCUAUCUAUCAUCUAUCUCUAUCAUCUCACAAGACAGCCAAUGGAGGUGCCCUCCAGAUAUGCUCCUGAUCAGUGGUAGCCAACAUGGUUAAUGUUCAGGAAUAAUGGGAUGUGGUCCAGCACAUCUGGAAGGCACAUGGGGGGAGGAGGGGCGAGUCCUCUUGCAGAAGUGGCAAUACUUGCUCUAAUGUGAUGCAGUAGUUGAAUACCACCCCAGUUGAAUGUGUGGUUUGCCCCAUGAAAGUCAUGUGCACCUCAGUAAUGUUUCCACAAUACUUAAAGUUUUGCCUUUUCAGUCAUUUCAAAGACUUUUGUCUUCUUUCCAUAAUAAUAAUAACAAUAAUAAUAAUAAUAUAUAAAAAAAUUAUUUAUAUCCUGCCCUUCCCAGCUGAGGCCGGCCUCAGGGCGGCUAACAACAAUAAAAUAAUGCGACAUUCUAAAAACAUUUCAUUACAAAAAUUAAUUAACAUCAAACUGAUGGCAACCAUUAAGCAAAAAUUCUGUGCAGAUUGCCGAAGGAGGGAGUCAGGUAUGAGCUAAGCAUGGCUCCAGGCAGCUGAUAUAUAUUUACAUGCCUACUUUGAGUGGAGUCAGGCAGCAAGUGCAAUUGUAUCUCAAAAGAAAUAUUUCUACAUGUGCAUUUUCUAGGAUGUUUUGAUGCAUUCUGAUAUCGAACUGGACUGGAUAUUCAAAAUCUCCUUUGCCUAUGACAUAGUCAACGUAAGUAUGGAGUAAUGGAAUUGCUGUCAGCUACUAGGACAGUCAUAAGAAAAAUGCUGUUAUUGUAGUGACUGACUGCUGAAAAGAAGCCAGAAAGAUACAUAUCCAUCACAAGCAUCUGUUGUUUUUGUAGCUAAAGCAUUGGUGUUUAUCAGAGAGAGAGAGUGUGUAAACUGCAUGAAGUUUUGCAACCCACUUCUAAGAGCACUGAGAUCUUCAGAUGGUGCUGAAACAUUAUCUGAUGAAGUGGAUUGUUUGGAGAGUAUCACACCAGUGUUUCAAUAUCAGAAGCGGCACUUUGAAAAGUGUUGUUUUUAGUCUUUGCAUGUUACAUGAUCUAAUAGCCACACACUUUUGAUUAUUCCAUUUCUGUACCAUGUUGAUACAUCAGUGGCAAGUGAAGAGGCUUUUCCAUGGUUAGCAUCAGUUGUGGAUUUCACUUCCCUUGUACCAAGGCUGCCAACUCGCCCUCAGUAUUGUGGGUGCCUGCCACUGCAAUGCAGACGUGUGAACACGCACACGCUCCUCCUCUCCAAAGCCAGUGAGGCACCAUUUUCCAUGUCUGAGCUCCCCCCUACUGAUAAAGUGUUCCUCGCUCACUGACUGCGGAGGGUGGAGCUGAAAUGCUUCUCUCUCAGAGGCAGCACUGCUGCCUGCCAGCUUUACUCAUUGACUUUGUGGGUGCCCGGCCUCCCACAAUUAUAUUAUUGUGGGUUCCCAAGAAGCCACAGCUCCCUGGAGUUGGCUCCUAUGCCUUGUAUACUCCCUCUGGACUUGCAUUUUGUGCUAGGCUUUCAGUAGAUGAAGUGUUCUGUUUUUCUUAUUUUUAUUUGGACAUAUGUGUGUGUGUAUUUUUUAACCGUGACCUCUCCCAAAGUAGAAGUAUGAGUUUAUGACCUCCAGAAAAGGCACAGGUGGCAACAACUAGGAAACCCUGAUCUAGAGACAAAAGCCUCAGUCCAGAACAUUGAAGUGUUACCUAUGUAACCUGCUAAAAUAAAUCUAUGUAAUGAAUGAAAUACCACCCAAAGCUAAAAAGUUCUUGUUUGUGGAAACUACAGAAUCCCAAGCUGACUUGCUUUGUUUGGUACAUGUAUUUCAUGUCUUUGUCUACACUGUGCGUUUGAAUUUUAGGGUAUGGUGUUCAUUCACAACAGCCCCCUGAAUUCUCAUGGAAACUUAAAACCCACCAACUGCCUGGUAGACAGUCGCAUGCAGGUGAAGCUGUGUGGCUUUGGGUUGUGGGAAUUUAAAUAUGGAAGGAAAUCUCAGGUAAUGGCAGAAGAAAGGAAUUAUGCAGGUAAGAACAUUAAGUACUUUCCAUUCCAAGAAAAAAAAGCACCACCCACCAGAGCAUUUUGCAUGCGAAUGUUUGAGUAGAGGUUUAUCUUUAUUUUUAUUUAUUAAAUUUAUAUACCACCCUUUAUCCAAAGAUCACAGGGUGGUUCACAGAAUAAAGAUACAAAAUGAAAACACAAAAUACAAAAACAAACAAACCAAUAACUCCCCUACCACAAACACAUUUAAAAGACCGUAGAUUAUUUACCGGUAAUCAGCCCAAAGCCUAGUGAUAGAGGAAUGUUUUUGGCUGGUGCCAAAAGAUAUGUAAUGAAGGCACCAGGUGAAUCUCCCCAGGGAAAGCAUUCCACAAAUGGGGAGCCACAGCAGAAAAGGCCUGUUCUAGUGUUGCCACAUUCAGACCUCUCAUGGAGGAGCUAUGUGAAGAAGGGCCUCAGAUGAUGAUCACACGGUUGGGUUCAGUUCAUAUGGGGAGAGGCGGUUCUUGCAGUCCUGCGCCAUUUAAGGCUUUAUAGGUCAAAAACAGCACUUAGUAAUGAACCAAGAAACUGGCUGGCAGCCAGUGCAGUUGGGCCAGGAUUGGAGUAUGCUCAAACCUUCUUUUCCCAGUAUGUAAACUAGAUGCUGAAUUCAGCACCAGCUGAGGUUUCCAAGCCAUCUUCAGAGGCAGCCCCACGUAAAAUGUGUUGCAGUAAGCUAAUGUUUAACAUUGCUUAAAGGCAUGUUCAUUGUGCUAAGGUCCUAUCUUGGGGCUGAAUGGCGGGUUAUACAUUUAAUAAGAAUACCCAGUCAGCAGAUACCUGCAUUUCACAUUGCAGAAUACUGGAAAAACAAAAUCUUGUCAUUACAUGGUUCUCUACCCAGCUGUUUAAUGUAUGUAAUACAAGAGUCUCCACUCAUGCUAGAAGGACUAGAAAACAGGAAAGAAAACAAUUUGAAAAUGCAACUGAUUUGAAUAGCGUUCAGAUUUUCUGAAAUAUCAGGGGGUGGGUGCAGAGAGAGUAUCUCUGAGAAUGCUGAAUGCUGUGAUUGCGAGGUUUAUGACUUUCCCACAGCAAGGUUGUGUCUUUCCAUGUUGCAAUUACCAUAUUUUUCUGUGUAUAUGACGAGGUUUUUUUUAUUAUAAAAAGUGUCAAAAAUUGGGGGUCAUCUUAUACACGGAUAGUGCAGAGGAGGGAAGGACGAUUGGUGUCAGUCACGAGCAGGAGAUUGUCAGCGGCGAUUUGGUGGGUGAUUGGUGGCUGCUAGUGCCAGCGGAUGGAUGAUUGGUGGUCAGGCGGGUGAGCAAUUGUCGGUAAUCCCCCCCCAAAAAGCUGCACAACACUGGGCAAUCUCCCCCCAUUUCCUUAAUUUGGUGUCCCAAAAAAUAGGGGUCAUCUUAUACACACGGAGAGCCAGUGUGGUGUAGUGGUUAAGAGCUGUAAUCUCGUAAUCUGGUGAACCGGGUUCGCGUCUCCGCUCCUCCACAUGCAGCUGUGGGGGAGGAAGGGAAAGGAGAAUGUUAGCCACUUUGAGACUCCUUAGGGUAGUGAUAAAGCAGGAUAUCAAAUUCAAACUCUUCUUCUUCUAUACGGGAGCGUGUUAUACACAGAAAAAUACAGUAUGUCUCCAACUGGCAAAGUUUCCUGGCAGGAAAGCAAAUUGGGCAGGAUGUUAGUUAGUGAGGUUUUGAGGGGUGGUAUAGUAUCUUGGAAGUAUUAUGCCCAGGCAGUUGGUAUCAUAAACAGUCGUUAUUAAUUACAGAUGGGUUAUGAAAUAAUAAUUGUGGUUGUUUGCUGGUUCACAGAGCAAGCUUCCAUGGAAACCCCAGAGGGAGAAACUAGGAUUGACAAAUACAGAAACCUCCCAGUGCUUGUUUUCAUACAUUGCAUCAUGCACAUGAUAAAAGAUGGCACCUUCAUGCCUUGGUGCUGGCUUUGGGGAGUGGGUGCGGGGCAAUUUUCCGUGUCCUCAAGUUGUUAGCAGUGCCCACAAGAAGCGGUCUGCAUAAUGGUGGGGUCAAGGCUGGCAACUACCUAUUAGCAGGUGGGCAGGGCCUGGCCAUCCCAAAUUCUAAUAUACAGUCAUACCUUGGUUCUCGAACGGCUUAGUUGUCAAACAAAUCAGCUCCCGAAUGCCACAAACCCAGAAGUAAGUGUUCCGUUUAGGGAAUGUUUUUCGAAAGCCGAACGUCUGAUGUGGCUUCCGCUUGAGUGCAGGAAGCUCCUCCAGCCAAUCGGAAGCCAUGCUUUUGAGAACCAAGGUACCACUGUAUACUAUUACCAACAAAGCUGUGGUAUUCAUUGCUGCCAGCAACAUACCUGGAUGUGUCUGGGGCACAACUAUCUACAUGGACUUCCCUGUAAUUUAGCAUAUGCUAUGGCUUAAAUGGAGACGAAUAAGCAUCUGUAGAGAAUGCAAAAAGGAAACAGGGAUAGCUGAGGAUUUCUGCCUUUGUGAAUUUCUGUGUGAAAUUAUCUGUUCUGCACCUCUUGGAGUAAAGAUUGUAGCGACACAGUUUGUUGACAUUUUGAACGAGUAAAGAUUCAUAAUGACUAGCUAUUUAUUUAUUUUAAAAAUACAAAUUAAUGCGGAACAGAAUGAAAUGAUAGGUUAACUUGUGCAAAACUGACACGGACCAGAAAUGGAUAGCUUUGUACCCCUUUGGGAAUGGGCAAAGCUCAUAAUUACUCACCAAUUACACCUGGGGUAAAACUACAGCAUGGCAGCAAUUUUAACAGACGGUUGAGCCUUUUAAAUAAAUGUUUUAUCAUUCCAAUAUUUUCUCUCUUCUUAUUUUAGAGCUUUACUGGACAGCACCUGAAUUGCUAAGAAUGGCAGAAUAUCCAUUCCAUGGCACCCAGAAGGGGGAUGUGUACAGCUUUGCUAUUAUUAUGAGAGAACUGAUAUACAAUCAUGAAGACGGUCCAUUCCAUGACCUAAGCCAGAAUGCAGAAGGUUGUUUCUUUGAGAUCUGACCUUGAGCUUUAUUUUUUCUUCCAGAUGUGUAGGAAAAGCAACAAAGUCCUCUGUGUGUGUUUGUACAUCUAACAUGUCGUCCUCCUCAAAAUUAUGGAGUCCAUUAACAGAGGAAACAAUACAAACAAUAUAUAAUUAUGUUGUUGUUGUUUAGUCGUUUAGUCGUGUCCGACUCUUCGUGACCCCAUGGACCAGAGCACGCCAGGCACUUCUGUCCUCCACUGCCUCCCGCAGUUUGAUCAAACUCAUGCUGGUAGCUUCAAGAACACCAUCCAACCAUCUCAUUCUCUGUCGUCCCCUUCUCCUUGUGCCCUCCAUCUUUCCCAACAUCAGGGUCUUUUCCAGGGAGUCUUCUCUUCUCAUGAGGUGGCCAAAGUAUUGGAGCCUCAGCUUCAGGAUCUGUCCUUCCAGUGAGCACUCAGGGCUGAUUUCCUUAAGAAUGGAGAGGUUUGAUCUUCUUGCAGUCCAUGGGACUCUCAAGAGUCUCCUCCAGCACCAUAAUUCAAAAGCAUCAAUUCUUCGGCGAUCAGCCUUCUUUAUGGUCCAGCUCUCACUUCCAUACAUCACUACUGGAAAAACCAUGGCCUUUACCAUAUGGACCUUAUAUAAUUAUAGAGCAAUUAUAAUUAUAGAGCAAGGGAAAGAAAGGAAGAUGAGAUCAAAACAUAUUAGGAAAUUCUGUGCCUGUGAAUGUGGUUUGUUUCUUCAAAUAGUAGUAACCCUGAAAUUAAAACUGCUACUAAAGAAAACAUAUGCAUUAUGCAACUCCCUUUGAAAAGCAAUUCAUCUAAUAAAUGAUUCUCAAACUCUUGUUAGUAGAAAGACUGGGCCUGAUUCAGUUUUUCCUUAACGAGUCACACAUGUUUUCUAUCAAUAGCAAACUGUAUUCCAUACAAUUUCUAGAUAUUAGCAAUUUCCAUACAGUUGCUAAUAUGCUAGAGCCUUCUUUUCUCUCUUUUUCUAUUUUUUUUAAUUCCAUUUUUAAAUUGUUUCUCAAGAAAUAUCUCAGUUAUUUCACAGUAAAAGCAUCAACAAUAUGAACAAUUAAUGACAGGUAGUAAUACUAAUAUUUUCAUAGAAAUUGCAAAGUUUAAAAUAGCGCUCGUGAUCAACAAGGUGAAAGUGUUCCAAAACAGGGUGAAUAUCUAAAAAGUUACUGAGCUUUGCUCAGAAUCCAAAUUUAAAUAACUAUUUACUGCAAAUACAGGAUAUGGAAAUUCAUCCUAUAUUUAGCAAGUUUCAUAACUGGCUAACUCAGGGUCCUAAAUAAUGUCUACAAGAUUAAGUUGCACAGUCUCAAAACCAAUAUUCCCAUACUUAAUGCCUAGUAGACCAAAUAUACUCCAUAUUUAUUCAAAUAAAUGACUGUACUAUACUGCAGAUCUAUUUCCAACUGGUUAUGGCUGCAAGCAAUAUGCAUUUAGAUUACUAUGACAUAUCUCAGUCUAGCUCAUGUUCGAAAGGAACUGGCUGAAAAGAACAUAUAUUGCCAUUUCUUUAACAACUACAUGGCUUGCUGGCCCAUUUCUGGGUAAAAUUCAAAGCCCUACAGUCCUUGGGAAGAGCAUUGUUUUCUUCCACAUGAAGUUGUCCACACACAAAGACUCCAUGGGCCUUCUCCUCAUCUCUGCUUUUGAGCAACAUUGCGAAGUGACUUCCAGAGACAGGAGAAAUGUCUUUUGGGCUUUCCCCCCCUUCUCUUGCGGAGAGUGGCUGUGCACACCAGGGGUUCCAAGAGUUAUUUGAGGAAUGGGAUUCACCACCUUUAUUGUGACAUUUAGGAAGCUGCUUUAUACUGAGGCAGACCAUGGUCCAUUCCUACUGACCAGCAGCAGCUGCUCUCCAGGUUAUCAGACAAGGUUCUCUCCCAACCCUUGCUGGAGAGGCCAGAGAUUGAACCUCAGACAUUCUGCAUGCAAAGCAGAUUCUCUACCACUGAAUUAUGGUUCUUCCUCAAAUGUUGAAAGCAUAUAAAAUUAAAGGAACUGAAAGCAAAAGAAAAAGAAAAGAAAAGAAAAGAAUUAAUAUUCUGAAAGCUGACUCAUACUGUUUGUUUGGUUUUUUUGUUCCAGACAUAAUAAAAAGAAUCCAGGACCCUAAUUCUCCUGUUCCACUGCGCCCUUCUAUUUCAACACAGAAAUGUAAUGAAAGGAUUGUUGCACUUUUGAAGGCAUGUUGGGAUGAAUAUCCAGAGAGGAGGCCAACAUUCCUCAACAUCAAGAGAGCACUGAAAGAUGCCAGUCCAGAAGGGUGAUUAUUUUCCUUCCCGUGAAACCAAGUAUGUGUGGUUAUUAUUCAGGACGGAAAGCUAACCUUCAUGUUGGGUUCUGUUCCUGAAGAUAAAAAAAUAAACCACACCUCAAUUGUGUGGUUGCCAAAUCUCAGUAUUCUCACCUCUUUGCCUCCAUUUGCUUUUUUUAAAAAAAUGAUAUUUAUUAAAGUUUCAAAGAAAAAAUUACAUAUAUUUUUUUAAUUUUUUUUAAAAAAAAUACAAAAUACAAAAUAGAAAACACUUAAAAAAACAAAAACACAUCGUUCUUUCCAUAACUUACAUUUCAUUUCCUUACUUCCCUGACUUCCUCACACCUCCCUUUUUUGUAUUCCAGUUCUAUUAGUUAAUUCAGCAAUUCCUUUCCCUCUUUGUUUUUGUCUUAAUCCUUUAACUUAACAUAUUAUAACUUUAGAUUCUCAUCUGUUAACAAUCCGUUUGUACAUACACCUUUAUAACAUUGCUGCUAAGACCACUUAAUUUCAUUCUGACAUCAUUCUAACAUUCAUUAAUUUUGCAAUAUUUCUGUAAAUAGUCUUUAAAUUUCUUCCAAUCUUCUUCCACCAACUCUUCUCCCUGGUCUCGGAUUCUGCCAGUCAUUUCCGCCAGUUUAUCCAAAUUGUAUGCCUCCAUUAUCUGAUAAUAAUGAAGCCAAUCUCGCACUUUGUUUUUUAGUUUCUCAAAGCUCUGCAAUUUCAGUCUAUCUCCCUCUUGUUCCAGAAUUUCCCAAUAUUUCAGCCAUUUGGCCUCCAUAUUGAGCUUUUUCAGAGCUUUCGCUUCCAUCGGUGACAGCCACCUUGGGGUUUUAUUUUCCAGUAGGUCUUUAUAUCUUAUCCAGACAUUAAACAAUGCUUUCCUGACAAUAUGAUUUUUAAAUGCUUUAUGUGCUUUGACCUUAUCAUACCACAAAUAUGCAUGCCAUCCAAAUACAUUAUUAAAACCUUCUAAGUCCAAAAUGUCUGUGUUUUCAAGAAGCAGCCAUUCUUUCAGCCAGCAGAAAGCUGCUGAUUCAUAAUAAAGUUUAAGGUCUGGCAGGGCAAAUCCACCUCUUUCCUUUGCAUCCGUUAGUAUUUUAAAUUUUAUUCUAGGCUUCUUGCCCUGCCAGACAAAUCUAGAGAUAUCUCUCUGCCACCUCUUGAAGCAAUCCAUUUUGUCCAAAAUUUGCAAUGUUUGAAAGAGAAAUAACAUUCUAGGCAAUACAUUCAUUUUUAUCGCAGCAAUACGGCCUAGCAGUGAAAGCUUCAAAUUUGACCAAAUUUCUAAGUCUUUUUUCACUUCAGCCCAGCAUUUUUCAUAAUUGUCUUUAAAUAGAUUCCCAUUUUUGCUGUCAUGUUAAUCCCCAGGUAUUUCACUUUCUUAACCACUGUUAAACCUGUCUCAUUCUGAAACCUCUCUUUCUCAAUCACAGUUAAGUUUUUCUCUAAGACCUUUGUUUUUAACUUAUUCAAUUUAAAUCCUGCAACCUGACCAAAUUCUUGAAUCAGUUCCAAAACCCUUUUAGUACUAGAUUCUGGCUCCUGCAAUGUCAAUACUAAGUCAUCUGCAAAUGCUCUCAAUUUGUACUGUUUAGCUCCGACUUGUAUACCUUUAACCAAUUGGUCCCUUCUAAUCAUAUUUAAAAGUACCUCUAGGAACGAUAUAAAAAGCAAUGGGGAAAUUGGGCAACCUUGUCGUGUCCCUUUUUCUAUCUUAAAUUCCUCCGUCACCACGUUAUUUACAAUUAAUUUAGCCUUUUGUUCUGAAUAAAUUGCACUUAUACCGUUUUCAAAGCCUUGGCCUACCCCCAUCCCCUGUAGGUUCUUCUUCAUGAAACUCCAAGAAAUAUUGUCAAAGGCUUUCUCCGCGUCCACAAAUAUCAAAACUGCCUUGGUAUUUAUAUUCACUUGUAGUUUUUCUAAAAUAUUGAUUAUGUUUCUCACGUUGUCAGACAAAUGUCUACUUGAAUUCUUUAUGUAUCUCUUCCAUUAGGACUCUUUUUAGUCUUUUAGCCAAAAUGUCUGCAAAGAUUUUGUAAUCCACAUUGAGCAGUGAUAUGGGGCGGUAGUUCUUAAGCUGGGUCUUUUCAGUCUCUAUUUUCGGUACAAGUGUAAUAUACGCUUCUUUCCACGACUCUGGUGCCCUUUUCCCACCCAUUAUUUCGUUACAGACUUCCUUUAAAGGUUGUACUAGCCAUUCCUUCAAGGAUCUGUAGUAUCUAGAAGUCAGUCCAUCCGGUCCUGGAGAUUUACCUAGUUGCAUAUUCUGAAUGGCACCUUCCACCUCCUGUUCAGUUAUUUUAUAGUUCAGCAUUAAUUUAUUUUCUUGAGAGAUUUUUUGUAAUCCAUUUGUUUUCAAAAAUCGGUCUACAUCAAUUUCUUUCUGUGGCCCUUGUGUAUAUAGUUGUUUAAAAUACCUCUGGAAACAAUUUCUAAUCUCAACUGGGUUCUGUAUAUUCCUUCCUUCCACUUCUAAAUUUGUGACAGUAUUUAGUUUUUGUCUUUUUUUUCAUUUGCCAAGCCAACAGUUUCCCACAUUUAUUAGCCGACUCAAAUGUCUUUUGUCUCAUUUGUUUAAUUUUCCAUUCUAUCUCCUGAUUCAUCAUUUUCAUGUAUUGUACUUGAUAUAACUUUAUUUCUCUCAAAAUCUCUUGCGACUUUGGUUUUGCUCUCAAUUUCUUUUCACUUUCCUUUAUUUUCUCCAAUAUUUUAUCCUUCUUCUCAUUUUGGAUUCUCUUCUUUAAUGCAUUCUGUUGUAUCAAGAACCCUCUCAUAACAGCUUUGCUUGCGUCCCAGAUUACUCUUUUUUCAACAUUGGUGUUCAUAUUUAUCUCAAAAUAGUCUCUCAAGGUUUUUUGGGCCUUCUUAAUGACUUCUUCAUCUCUAAAUAAGGCAUCAUUCAUCCUCCAUCUGAAGGAGCCGGUUGGUGUUAGUUUCAUCUCCAUCUUAACAGCAUUAUGGUCGGAGCAGGUUUUUGGGCAGAUUUCCGCUUUUCUUGUCUUUGGUGCCAUUCCUCUAGUUAGCCAUAUUUGGUCAAUUCUUGUCCAUGUCAGUUUGGCUUCAGAAAAGAAGGUUCCCUCUCUGGCUAGGGGAUUCUUUGUUCUCCAGUUUGCCUCCAUUUGCUAAACCAGAAAACAGUGAAUGGGAUAGGAAGAGUUUCUAGUUGAGGCCAAAUGCAGCCCACCCCCCGCCCCUCUAUCUGACCCUUGGGACUCUUCCUAGGCCAUGACUCUUCACUAGCUCUACUCUGCAACUCUUUCAAGUAUUUUUGCCUAUCUGGAAUGUGCCCUUCGACUGUGAUCAUGCCUCUUGCUUGCAUGGAAAGGUGUGUGUAUAGAAAUCUCUGUUUUUUGCAUGGCUGGAAUGUAGCCUCCUGGACCAAGGUAAGGGUCACGUCCGUUGCUCUGCCUAUUUUUUUUGCCUCUUACCGUGCUCACUGCUGGCAUGUGGCCCCUGAAAGGUUGCCCAUGCGGGAGUGUGAAAAGAUUCUCUAUACAUGCAUCAAAACAGUUCCAGAGACAAUACUGCACUAUCAUACAAACAAUGGAAAGAAAUUUGGUAGAAACGGAUACGCACCAGUUCCUUAAAAAAAUAAUAUUAUUAUUUUGGAACAUUUGCAGAAGUCACUUCGGUAUCUUGGACAACAUGGUGAAUAAACUGGAAAAAUACGCAAAUCAUCUGGAGGAAGUGGUUGAGUCAAGGACAACUCAGCUGAUGGCAGAGAAGAAGAAGACAGAAAAGCUUUUAUCAGCUAUGCUACCUGGGUAACAGAAACCCUUCACUGCUUCUAAGCCAUUCUCCAGUAGAAGAUGCCUUGAAACACUUUCACCUUUGGAAUAAGUCCUGCCCAAAAAUGAGUUGGCAGUUAUGAGCAUUAGGCCUUUGCUUGAACCCCCAUUUUCUUAUAUUUCAUCUAGUUUAAAAAAGAAAUAACAAGUUUCUAUUGAACAUAGUUAUGGAUAUAGGUUUGGAAAUAUUAAAAUAUGAUUACUUAAAUUGAAUUGGGCCACCACACACACACACACACACACACACACACGGUGGGAAACCAAACAAUAUAUACAAAAGAGAAAUGAGAAACCGAAAUAAAUGGAUUCCAUCAUCUCUGCCCUUUACCCGUAUUCUUGUUCCAGUUUCAUUGGAGAACAACUUGUUGCUGGGAAAUCAGUGGAACCCGAGAGCUUUGAUUCAGUCUCCAUCUUCUUCUCAGACAUUGUUGGCUUCACCAAGCUAUGCUCUCUCAGCUCUCCAUUGCAGGUUGUGAAUCUCCUCAAUGACCUGUACAGUCUGUUUGAUAACAUCAUUAAAAACUACGAUGUCUACAAGGUAGGCAGACAGCAUUCCCUGGAACCGAGUGGGUUGAUUUAAAGGGCAUUCUGCUAUUUUUGUUGAUGUUAAUCUCUGAUUAGUUCUGGCCACAUACACUUACUUGGAAAGAACUACCCAGGAUUUAGAAAUAUGGACAAAUUUGAAGCUUUCCUUGUUAGGUCGAAUUGCUGUCAUAAAGAUGAAUGUAUUGCCAAGAAUGCUGUUUUUGUUUCAAUCGAUACAAAUAAUAGACAAAAUGGAUUGUUUUAAGAAGUGGCAGAGAGAUAUCUCUAAGUUUGUCUGGCAGGGCAAGAGGCUCCAGGAUAAAAUUUAAAAUAAUUGAUGCUAAAGAAAGAGGGGGAUUUGGUUCCACAGACUUUUGUGAACUUUUAUUAUGAAUCAGCAGCUUUGCUGGGCUGAAGGACUGGUUACUUCUGGAAAAUACUGAUGUUUUUGGACUUAGAAGGUUUCACAAUGUGUUGGUGGUACUGGCUGGAUUGUGGUAUGACAAGGUUAAAGCUCACAGUAACAUUUAAAAAAUCAUAUUGUCAGGAGCAUUACUUAAUGUCUGAUAAGAUAUAAAGACUUGGCUGAGAAUAAACCCCAAGGUGGCUAAUAUCACCACGGAGGCAAAGGCCCUGAAAAAAGUCCAAUAUGGAGGCCGGGUGCCAAAAUAUUGGGAGGAUCUUGGAACAAGAAGGAGAUAAAAUUGCAGAGUUUUGAAAACUAAAAGAUAGAGGCGAGACUGGUUGCAUUAUUACAUCAAAUAAGAGAGGUCUAUAAUUUGGAUAGAAAAUUGGCUUCCAGGUGGAAAACUCAAAGUUGGAAACAGAACUGUUAGAUCCCCAAAACUAAAAGAUCUUUCAAGAAUGUAUAACUUGCUGCUAAAAAAUGAAUAAUUAGGAUGAAACGGAAAAUCUGGGUUAUGAUUAAAUGGGCACAGGAUGUUGACAUAACAUUGGUGUUUGCUGACUGGGAACGGUUAUGACCACAGGCAGGAUUGGAGUUAAGGGUAAUGUAAUGCUGAAGAGAAUAUAUCGAAAUGGUGUACAGGUGGUACAUGACCCUGAAACAAGCUGGCAGUGUAAUCACUGACGGUCUGAGCACAAUGUUGGAAAUGUAAUGAAACGGAAGGUUCAUUCUUUCAACACCUUGUGGACGUGCCCAAAGAUUUCAUAAGGCCUUCUGGGAAAGGAUAUAAUGAGUUGGGAAAAGGUAUUUAAGUAUACCUUCUUAAAGAAACCAGAGGCCUUUCUCCUGGCAUUGUUGGCCACUGGUGUCAAAGAAAGAGUACAGAACUUUUAUGUAUGCACAGCAGCAAGCAAGGAUACUUAUCGCAAAGUAUUGGAAGACACAAGACUUACCCACUCUGAAGAAUGGCAGAUGAAGGUACCCAUUAUAUGGAAUUGGCGGAAAUGACUGGUAGAAUCCAGGACCAGGAGAAGAGUCGGUGGAAGAAGAUUGGAAUAGGCUUAAAGACUAUUUACAGAAAUACUAUAAAAUUAAUGAACAAUUGAGGUCUGAUUGAAAAUAAUUGUAUUGGCAAAAACCCCGCUAAGAGCAUGGAAUAUUUGAUUGAUAAGGUUGUAAAUAUCUAUAUAUAAAUAGAUUUAAGUUUUGAGUUGGGAGCAAAGGAAGAGGGUAUGAUUUGCUGAAAGGAGUUUUAAAGGAAAUACAAGUGGGGAGGUGUAUGGGAAGCCAAAGAACCAAGGAAAGAUAAGAAGGUUAAAUGAAAGUAUAAACUUAAAUUUUUUCUGUUUCUUUUUCUUUUUUCUUCUUUUGUUUUCUUUUUUAUGGUUACUGUUUUCCUUUUGUCACUGUUAUUGUUAAGAUGAAAUCCUGUAUUUUUAGCUGUUUUAAUUUUGUAAACCAAUAAAUAUUACAUUAAAAAAAUCCACCAUUGUGAAUGUGGCUGACAUUGAAAUAUCACUGUGAGAUACUAAACACACUGUGGGAUGAGCUCACUCCAAAACUUAAAUUUUAAAAAUAAAACAAUGAAGUUCCCCUCAGGGAAGGGCAUGCCAAGUCAUUCCUCUUGGUACCAAUGAGGACACAUCAGUAACAGACCAUGUUUUGACACCUGCCAUCAGUAGAGUAUCUCUGAAGAUAAUAACGAGAAAUGAAUGUGUGUGUGUGUGUGUGUGUGUGUGUGUGUAUCAUAUGUGGGUUCUGAAUUGGGCAUAACGUUUCUAAGGAACUCUUAAGGCUUCCUUCAUUUUCCCAUUUCUCACUUUUCAAUUUAAAAAGUGCUAAUGAUUCCUUUGAUUGCUUACAGGUUGAAACUAUUGGAGACGCCUAUAUGGUUGCUAGUGGCCUCCCCAUUCGCAACGGGAAGAAACAUGUUGAGGAAAUUGCUACCAUGUCUUUGCACUUUCUCAAUGCAAUCAUUUCCUUCAAGAUUAGGCACAUGCCGAAGGAGAAACUGAGCCUGCGUAUUGGUAUUCAUACAGGUGAAAGGCAGUGGUUUCAGCUAAGCAUGAUUUUAAAGCUUUUGCUACAUUGUUUGUUAAGUAAGGGUUCUGAGAGAUGCUAUGAGCCAGUGUGGUGUGGUGGUUAAGCACACUAGACUUGUAAUCUGGGGAACAGGGUUCGCUUCCCCGCUCCUCUACAUGCAGCUGCUGGGUGACCUUGGGCUAGUCACUCUUCUCUGAAGUCUCUCAGCCCCACUCACCUCACAGAGUGUUUGUUGUGGGGGAGGAAGGGAAAGGAGAAUGUUAGCCGCUUUGAGACUCCUUCGGGUAGUGAUAAAGUGGGAUAUCAAAUCCAAACUCCUCUUCUCUUCUAUGAGACCCCUUCCCUCCCUCAGAGAACUACAAGUCCCAGUUCCUUGGAAAGAGGAAUUGAUUGUUAAACCACUCUGGGAAUUGCAGCAAUGUGAGAGAAUAGGAAUAUUCUAACAAGUCUCCUCGCCCUUAACAAACUGCAGAUCGCAGGAUUCUUUGGGGGAAGCCACAACCGAGAUGACUUUAAAUGUAUAGUUCAGUAGAAUGCCACUCACAACUAUGUUCCAGAUUCUGACUGAAGGAUAGUAACUAGUAAAACAAAUUGAGACUCGUAGCUGCAAGUAAGAUUGCAGUGAAAUUACAGGGUCAAAUCCUGUGAUUGUGCCAAUUAAAUACUAUAACGAAGGGACUAUUCAUAUUCAACUUCAGUUUGUGUGCAGCUCUGUUCAAAGGACUUUGGGGGAGGUAAUGACACGUUUUAAAAGCAAAUACAAACACUUUGAGACAUAAAUCAUCUUGUCAUGUGAUAUUGCAAACACAAGUGUAUAUCUUUGGUGCUGAAAUAUCAAGUAUGGCUACAGAUUGAUGAGCCAUAAAAAUAGGGACGUGCUGAGAUAGUUUCUAUUAUAGUCCUUUGCUCUAAUACCAAGUUAAAGCAAUAAAGCAACAUAAUUUGUAUAAGUGUGUGUGAUCUAUUAGGCUUCCUGGAAAUCCCUUUAGUCUGGCCAAAUGUGUGCUACCAGGAUUUGGAGAUGUACCGGUAGUAAUAAUAAGAAUGUGGCUGAUGGUUCCCCAUCAUGUGAUGAUGAAAUAUAGACAAUAUGUUCUGAGAUACGUAUAAUUAAUUUGAAGGGAAUCUGGCACAAGGAGUAAAAUUUUCUCAGCAUCAUUUAAGAUUUGAUUCACGAGUGUAUUUUUGAGGUGAUUUAAGUCUGGUCACAUUCUCAUUUGUGUGUAUCUAUGUAGAAAAUGGCUGCAGAAAUGUCUGACGUUAGUACUUCAGAGUAACUCAGUCUACUUGACUACAUAAAGGUAAAGGUAAAGGGACCCCUGACCAUUAGGUCCAGUUGCAGACGACUCUGGGGUUGCGGCGCUCAUCUCGCUUUACUGGCCGAGGGAGCCGGUGUACAGCUUCCGGGUCAUGUGGCCAGCAUGACUAAGCCGCUUCUGGCGAACCAGAGCAGUGCACGGAAACGCCGUUUACCUUCCCGCCGAAGCGGUUCCUAUUUAUCUACUUGCACUUUGAUGUGCUUUCGAACUGCUAGGUUGGCAGGAGCAGGGACCGAGCAACGGGAGCUCACCCCGUCACGGGGAUUUGAACCACCAAUCAGCAAGUCCUAGGCUCUGUGGUUUAACCCACAGCACCACCCGCGUCCCCACUUGACUACAUAUCCCCCCCCCAAAAAAAAACAUGUCUGCUCUGUGGGAAGCAGAAAAGACAAUUGGUAAAUGGGAUCACAUUGCUGUAAAAUCCAAACAUUAAUUCAUAACUCUCAAAAGCAUCAUUGCAUAUGAGAUUCUGCCUUUCUUUUCUCUGUGGCUGAUGCCUUUCCUGGUGUUUGUUCUUCUAGGCCCUGUUGUUGCAGGUGUGGUGGGGAUCACAAGGCCACGUUACUGCUUGUUUGGAGACACAGUGAAUGUGGCUUCAAGGAUGGAAAGUACCAGCUUACGUACGUUGCAUGUAUUUGUUAUGAAGGUAUGAGAAAGGCUGGUGUAAACUCCAAAAGGCGAGAGAACAUGUUGUGCUUCAAAAGCCAAUGAAUGAAAGCUUAGAGCAGGGAAAGAAGCAGAACUUUCAGCAAUGUAUAAUCAUGAAGGGAUGUCUUCAGUCCAGUUGCUGGGAAGCAACAAGAGAAUUACAUAGCUAUUAUGCCCUUCUUGUGUGCUUCCCUGAGGCAGGUGGUUGCUCACUAUUGGCAAUAGGUUAAUGGACUAUACAGACCUUUGUUCAGACUGAAUAGGAAUUUUCUUCUCUUUUUUUUAGAGUAUUACAAAGUGA
Molecule: messenger RNA, 39767 nt
Organism: Podarcis lilfordi (Lilford's wall lizard)
Lineage: Eukaryota; Metazoa; Chordata; Lepidosauria; Squamata; Lacertidae
Source: the annotation of a GenBank genome assembly